AGGAGCUGAUCAGCGAAGAAAACUCGUCCCGGGUUUGCAUCAAAUUUCCUUCAAUAGAUUUUUCUGGUGCCAUAAUUCCUAUUUGCUUUUGCAACCAAACAAGUUUCCUUUCGCGCUGGAAGAUUUUUUGUUUCGUUAACGUUAUCCGUUGUGGUGGAGGAGCCAGCCCUCCGACACUUGUGAAAGUAGAAAAAAAUUACCGUACGGUAAAAUUCCAGCAACUUCCUCCACAAUGUUUCCGUCGUCAAUGAAGAUCACGAUCAGUUUUCUUUCCCUCGUCCUCCAAACGACCUCCAGUCGUGCGGUCGUACUUAUCCCCUCGGUGGACGUGGUGGAAACCUCGAAAGGCCGCUUUUUGUCAUCUUCAAAACUGCAGCUGCGCCACCGGAAGAGCAACAAAGUCGUGUCCUCCGACCUCAAGGGCAGGAGAGAGAAGAUGAAGACGAGCAAUGAAGCAGGAGGGCGUGGUGGACGUGGACCUCCAAGUACUAGUAGUGCGACAACGGGAAAAAUGCCAAUGAACUCCGACUCUAUUUUGCCUUCAUCUACAACUCCGGGGAAUUAUAACGACUUGCAGGGUCGCGGCGGAAAACAGGAUGAAAGCAGUGCUUCAAUGUUGCAGCAGCAAAAACCAGCCUCGCUUUUGCAAAGGAAAAUCAAGAAGGCAGCUCACGUGCAGCCGAAGAUGUUGUCCAGGGGGUAUGAUUUGUCGGAAACAGCAUCCUCGAAAACGUCGGACGAAAAUAAAAACUGGAAGGUUCCUUCUAAAGAACCAGAAAUGCAACAAGAAGACUUGAUGCACAAGAAAGUGCGCCGGAAGACGAGGCGCCUGACCGCUACCGGGCGGAAAAAGGAAGAGGAAAAUGAGAAUGGAAGUGCAGCAUUAGCACAAUUGCAGCUGCAAAAAGAGCAAGAGCAGGCAAAGCGUGUUGAGCAGCCGGAGUUGGGGGUUGGCGCGCGAGCAGCCACAGCUGCCUUUCCGGUUCCUUCCAUUGGGUCGUCACCCACAGAGGUUACCUUUAGUACCGUCGGCCAACAACUACAGGUAGGAUCUGGGCAAAACACGGCGGCCCAGAUGAUGAACUACGGGGCGCAAAACCAAAUCCAGAACCAGCAACAAGCCUGGCAAAAUUAUAACGGGCAAAUCAACCAAAUCAACCAAGGCGUUGUGCCGCUGCUACAAUCUUCUCGAGCUGGGCGCAGUGAAGAUGGGAGCGCUUGUUGCGGCGGCAACACGGGUGCCAACCGGGUACCGCCAGUUCCCGUUGGAGGAAUUACUACCCCCGUGGUGCUCGGAACUUCGGCGGAAGGCACGAUGGUGCUCGGCGGUGCCCCAUCUGUGGUCCCGACUUCCACCGGCUCUAGCACGACGACGACGACGACGAUGGAGCCAAAGCUGCAGGCCCGAAGGAACGGGUUGCGAGUGUGCGUGCCGCCCGAGGGCCAAGACUCCGACGACGACUGGCGACGGUGUAACGCCAAGCAGGGGGACUUAGCCGCGGACUGCGGCACAGACUGCAUGGCCGUAGACGGGCCGCCUUUCGGGUUUCUGAACGCGCUCGGGACAAACGGGUGCGCGUUCAACACCUGUGGCUUCGACGGAAAGUCCGUGGCGCUCCGCGGCAUGAGCUGGUUCUGGUCUAACUGGAGCAAAUACGCAUGGCGGGAAGACGUGGUGGAGCAGCUGCGCAACAAUUGGUGCGCCACCAUCGCCCGGUUUGCCAUGGGGGCGGGGGACAAGUGGGAGGGAGACAGCCCCAACCUGAUGAAGAUGAUGACCAAGAAGGCCCUGCGGCUGAGUAUGUACGCCCUGCUUGAUUGGCACAUCGAGGGGGCGGCGGGGGACGCGAACCAAGCCGAGCAAUUUUGGGACGAGAUGGGGCAACUGUUCGGGAAGUACCCGAACACGCUGUUUGAGCCCUGGAACGAGCCGCGGAACGAGAACCCCUGGGGCGAGCUAUCCUGAGCGAAAAUGUCCCCACCCCAUAGUCAAGAUGGGAAGUCUGCUGGACAAAUCAACCACACUUGGCUGUUGCGCAUGACGCGUUUGGUCUCGUAGUGUAAUGCUGUCGAGCUAGUUGUACUUCAGCAGCAUCACAGAUCUAGCGCACCGUGCUGAUUGUAGCAUCACAAAUCCCAAAAGACGACUAGAAAUUGCUUCUCAUGUUGGGGAUCCGCAUGAAAAACAUUUCAAGCAUGCAGAUUUGCAUGACAACUAGGGCGGAGACGUUUUUUACAAGGAUAUGAGCAGUGUUUUCCCUGGCACGACCGCAUGAUCAAGAAGAUCCGGCAGUACUCAGACAACAUCAUCGUGCUGGGUAACCCCGUAUCCACUGCAACUACUACGUCAUCUGGGUCCUCUGGAAGACUGCAUGGAUUUGUCAUGCCUGUCUGACAUGAUUCUGUUGAUCUCUGUGAUGCAUUAUCAGGAAAAUAAUAUCCUCGUCUGGCCUGUCAUCGUCAUGUAAAGCCAUGCGGAAUACCUAACGCACUGUCUGUCUGCCAUGCGGAAUACCUAACACAUUUUAGCAGCGGAGAAACUUGUCAUGCUUGGCUUCGUGUUCUUGCAGAAACCGCCCAUUCCUCGCCUUGUAGCAUCACAAGCUUCCAGUUUCGCAUCCAGACAUAUUUUUGCCUGUGAUACGCGGAGUGGUCCCACAAACCCCACGAAGCGGUUCCCGAUGUGACGGCGCAAGCGUGGAAGGACGUGCCAAACUAUCAAAUGCAAAAAUGUCUGGGUCUGGAAGAAUGCAACUUGUCAUGCUAAAUCUGAAGCAUGCAAAAAGCUGUGUUGCAUGAUUGCCAAAAGUCGUCCAGAUCUGACCAAGUCGGGAGGGAGUUUCUCAUGCAGGAUAGGCAUGAGAGAGAUCGCACAGAAUCUGUCGUGCUAGGUUCUGCAUUCCAGACCUCAUGGGUCAUGGAAAAGCUGCAUGACAAGUCGCGCAUUCUUCCAGACCCAGACAUUUUUGCAAUCCAUACAAACCUCCAGAUCACCAUUCACCAGUACGCCGCCAGCUCCCAGCCGGUGGGUCUAUCAACUGCAAAAAUGUCUGGGUCUGGAAACUUGUAAUGCUGCGUUGGGAGUAGUGAAUGCUCUGUAAUGCACAGGCAAGCAUGAGAAAUAUCUGCGCUUUUAUGUGCUGCGUUUUUCGCAUGACAAACUGCGUUUUUGCAUGACAGGCAAAAGGGUCUCUUCUUGGACACGCAUCACAAACUUUUUGGUCAUGCCAGACAAGCAUGACAAAUCUCGCAAUCUUCCAGACCCAGACACUUUUGCAUUCGAUAGGGUCAUGGCUACGACAGCACCUUGCAAUCGCUGAAGGAUGCCGGGCGGGGCGGGCUCUUCAUGACGGAGUGCGGCGUGUGCGAAAACAACGGCGAUGGGCGGCUCGACAAGAAUUCGUUCUCCGGCUGGGCGGACUGGGCGGGCAGCGAGGGCAUCGCGGUCUGCAUGUUAUGCAUUGCAAAUAUGUCUGGGUCUGGAAGGUUGGGACUUGUGUUGCUAACUUUGGAUUCUAAAAAAAUCUGUAUUGCGUGACCAGCGAGAGGACCCCAGUUUGUGCUACGCGGGGAGGGCAUUUGUCAUGCGGGAUAGGCAUCAGGAAAGCCUCUAAAAAUAUGCGAUGCUAGAUCAUGCAUUACAGACAUCCUGAGUCAUGCAAAACAUGCAUUACAUAACGUCUUCGUUGGAGGAUGUGGCAGUGGACUCCUUUGACGCAGAAUGCUUUGGCCUGAUCGAGCAGUUAAAAGAAAUACAUGAGCAUUUAGAAAAAAGACCACUACUACGCAAAACACUACGCAGCUUUUGGUUUUUUCUAGACAGUAACAGCAUAGUGCAGGCCUUGGAGUGCUACGAUGACUCCUCCAACCCCAUGAUCCACCAAAUAAUGAAAAUCAUGGAAAUGAUAAAGGAACUCUGUGUGGGAAUCAACCCAAACGGGGAGGAGGAGGUCUGGUUCCACUUCAGGUGGACGCCAGGCCAUGCGAAAAUGGCUCUUAACGACUGCGCCGAUUUUUUGACCAACGCUUUUCAUAGGGCGUGGGUUGAUGGCCACCCACCAUCGGGUGCGCAAACGCAGCGCAAAUGGAUGACAGCGCCAAUUUUGAGGCGCCUCCUGGUUAAGCGGGUUCUUGAUGACAAAUUCAAAAAAUGCAACACCCUCCCAGAGUACAUGAAAAAAAGGGCGGAAGAGUUGGGAAGGUUCCGCCCACCGGUGGGAACCUUCCCGAACAAAGAAGCGGAAAUGCUGUAUUUUUGGAUAUGGCUCGGCUACGCUCCGUCGCCACACCUCGGUGGUGGUGAUGUAGUGUAUGAAAAUGGCUCCUGCCUGCAAAAGUGUAAGUUUUGUGACCGCAAGUGCCCCUGUGCUGUUGAUCAUGCACUUUUCGAGUGCGAAAAGCUUGAGGUGCCGCGCCUCAAGCACUUUGGCUUCGCCAGCAGGCCUCCGUCCCUCGCGCAGGGCAUGCUCAAAUCACCUCAAAAAAUCCUCCGCUUCGUAAUCGAUGAAGACACAAAGCUGACGCAUGACUUCUACAGGAACAAGGUGGGGGAGGUCAUAGACAACAUUUCCACAAGCAUUGAUAAGAAGCAAAAAAACCACAUGAGGCACAGCAACAUUUUCCAAGAGCAAAAAACAGCUGCAAGCAUGAAAGUAAUGACGAAGAUUCUUGAUGAAAAAUACCUGCGCUAACCAUGACAAACAUGCAAAGAAAUAUAUAAAAAACAAAAACAGGAAAAAACUUUUUGACUAUAACAUGACAAAUGAAUCAAGAGAGGACAGCCACAGCAGCAUCAACAUCUUCAAGAUAAACACCUCCGCCCGAGCUAGCGCCGGAUCAGGUACAUGUUUUGAUUAGUCAAUGCAUCGUUUAUCACAGUACACACCACUGCAGACGACAUGGAAAACCUGUAUAGAGAGCUCUUGUUUUUGCUUUUGACACAUAUGGAAAUAAAAUCAAAAAUUACUAAAAAUAUACAAAUCGCAGGUCCCGGCCAGUUGGGGAGAAUUCUGUGAACAUCAAUCGAAGGAAGCACAGCAGACAUUUAUACAAAAAGGCAAAAAGGCGUCAUAUACACCCUAGCUUGUAAAUCCUCUCGGUGCUAUUAGAGACGCUGAAGGCGGGUCGGUUAAGUGACAUGCGCUCACUAGAUUAACAUUGUACCUCGGCGCUCCCUAGUAAUAUAGAAUAUGCGCACUUUUCCGAUCUGCUUAUAGCCCCCCUCUGAAGCAACGUGAUCCCUUAUCUAGUAGCAAACAGCGACGCCCUCAACGUAAAGAUCCGGAAAUUGUCACUGCGUGCUCCUUCUCAAUCAAAAAAUCAAAAAAAACGAACAGGGAACAGGAAUGGGAAGUGUUGUAGUGGUAUUGUUGUUCGCGUCCAGUCUCGAAAGAAAGAGUAAGAUUUUAUAGGUUAGUAUGCGAGUAGUUGACUCAAAACAGUGAAAACAGAGCAUGAGUAGAUGUUGUCGAGGACAUCUAUUGCCUACUGUAUAUAGCAUUACUCCUGAGUCGAUUUUGUUGCUUACUGAUAGUUAUUUGCUGAUGUAGUACCUCCUACGCAACCACUUCUAGAAUUCUACCUACCUGUCUCCACAGUGUGUAUCUCAGAAUAUGUGUGCGUCCGUGUAUUUUUGUGUAUCUCAAAAUGCCUACAUAUCUUAUGAGUAUCUCAAAAUGCCUAUACAUUUUUAUGUAUCUCAAAACGAAAACGAACACUAGAAAGUUUGGCAAAACAAGAUAGUAAAAAAUGAUGGUCCUCACUGACGCCUCGUGGCGAAGUUCUAUAUUUCUCUCAAUGCCUCUGCAGCGUGUAGGGCAUGAAUUUGCUAUAAGAACAAAGGUAAGACAUAUUGAUAGAUGGUGAUCAUAUGAAAAGUGCAUACAAAAUCACUCUAGAAGCCAAAUUAGACAUCCACAUGAUAGGAUGCUGCGGAUGCAAGGAUAACUUUAAAAGUAAAAAGUGACAAUGGAUGUGCUCGCGCAGUCACGUCAAUAUGUAAUGCGAAAAAGUAUAAAAAAAAAAAAAAGGAUGAGCUGAAAUAUGUCAUGCGAAACAGCAUCAAUUGCCAAAAAGGAAAGCGAAAAAAUGAAUGCAUGCACAAAGGUGAUAAAUGUCAAAAAAUGGCUUCUAGAGUGAUAAGUAUAUCAAUAUCCCCAUGAUGAGUACGCCUAAGGCCAGGAAAAGCUGUGUGUAAUCUAUUGAUGUGCUGCAUGAUGCUUGUUUGUCCCUUAUGGAAAUGCCCUAUUACUUGGGGGCCACAAUAGCAUGCGCUUGUAAAUAACUAGCAAAGCGGGCAAAGACACCUCCAAGUAAUAGGCAAGGCGAUAUUAUAUAGAUUGCAACCAGCCCAGUACAAGAAGGUCUUCGGCGCCAUUUGUCCAGCAGCAUACAGCCCAAGAGACGACAGGGCGAGAGCCCUGCAAGACCGGGCGUCGAUAGUAAGAACAAAAACAAAAAUCAAAAUGCACGCAUACACGCGCACUGCUUAACUGUGUGAAAGGUGUCGGCCCUGAUCGACCUGCUGCGGCAGGCAGGUGAAUUCGUAGAACUGAUUCACAUGUUAAGUAACGCACACCGGCCUCCUAGAUUAGUGAUGAAUUUAUAUGCGAAAAGCAGCCCUCCCUCUAUGUGAUCUGACCUCCCUCUACCUCCCCUGGUGGACGUCUCCCGCGGCUUACGGCUCUGGACGUUAACUAGGAUCGAGUGCGUUGUGCGGGUUUAGGGUUUUGAAUAUUUAAUUUUGUAUCUCCCACUGCUGCAUGCACCCUGCUGCAGAACUUGUGAUGCAAAACAACCUCCGGGUUGUUCCCGCGCUUCAGGAGUAGUUCUGUUGCGUGCGGGCAGCAGAAGAUGAGUAAUGCUGUUGGUUUAGGGGGUUGAAAAUGUUUGUGCAUGUGUAAUGCAAAAGAUGAAAAAGAUUCGCGCGUGGGAGCGCAUUUUUAAGCACAACGGGCGGGUGCCGUUCCCGCCGUCACACAAUCACAUACAAUACAAUACAGCAGAGUGGGGCCCAAUUAAAAAAAAAUAAAAAAUAUGCAUGACAAACUUGGUAACCUUUCAGACCCAGACAUUUUUGCAUUUGAUACAUGUGGUCGAUUGGCAACAAGCCCGAGUCGUGCUCCGCCAUGCAGCCGGGGCGGACAAACAUCAACGGGGAUGACUUGAUAUGAACUGCAAAAGCAUCGUACUCGUAUAAAUGCACUACAAAUUAUUUUCUCAGCAUGAGAGAUAAAAUUUAAAUUUGUAAUGCGGAUUUACCUUAAGAUAAAGUAAUGCAUGACUGCAAUACGAAUACGAUACUUUUGCACAGGAUACUUGACGGACGCGGGCCGGUUCUACAUGAAAGACAUCAUCAAGGACCGCAACUUGCGCGAUUUAUCGCAAGAAAAAACUGUUUCACUGUGAACUUGUGAUGCAUAGAAUGGAACACAGAACUAUUUGUCUUGCUACAUCUGCAAGACCUUGACUCUUUAAGGGUGUUUUCAUUCCGCCCCUUGGGAAGCGCGCAUGGCAAAUUUUCUGUGCCAUGUGUAUAACAGAGAAACUUGUGAUGCAGAUCUUGUAUAAAGCAUCACAGUAAAACAGUUUUUUCGUGGGAUACGAUUACGCUGCGGACUACAAUCUGCACUGCCCGGACGACCCGAGCUGAAGCUGCUCAAAGGGUUUGGUACUUAUUCUAUUCUUUCAGUUCUGGUUCUUUUGACGCAUUCGCUUCAACAUUCCACUUCACUUACAAUUACAACAGCAGCAUUUCGAUUUCUUUUUCUAUACUUUUAUUUUCCGCGUAAAAACUAUGAGUUAGUUGUAGUUCUUCAACCACCUUUUUUUUUUUACCUGAAUCACAGUCCCCACUUCCAACGGCGACAGUCGAGCACGCUUGCGUGCACAAUUUUACCAAAAAGGACGGCCGGUAUUGUAUACGUCUCUUAUUCUUUUUCUUUUAUUCAUAUUUUCCCCAGAAGCAAGCAUUUUGCAGCCCAUAUUUAUUUUGCAGCACGUUUUCAAGCAACCAUGUGCAUGUCCCCCUCGAUUUCCCCCCUCUAGGAAGAAAUCAUGCAGCACUGCCCCCGUUUUCAGGACCGAUGCUUGUGAAACAGAAUUAUGGUACCCGU
This is a messenger RNA of Amoebophrya sp. A120, 8114 nucleotides long. The record is from the annotation of a GenBank genome assembly. NCBI's taxonomy places the organism in Eukaryota, Dinophyceae, Syndiniales, Amoebophryaceae.